Messenger RNA from Pelecanus crispus (Dalmatian pelican), 2079 nucleotides. NCBI's taxonomy places the organism in Eukaryota, Metazoa, Chordata, Aves, Pelecaniformes, Pelecanidae. The record is from RefSeq and is a predicted model, not a curated record.
GUUGACGGGGUGCGUGCGUUGGUCUGGGGCCUGCACCUCUUCGCCUUGCUGAAGCUGUCGGGAUCUAUUUCCUAUGCAAACCAGCAAGAGUCUUACAUUGUAGGAUUGACUGUCAAAGUGGCUUUUCCAGCAAAUGCAGUUACAGUUUUUGUGUACUGCAGCUCGGUGACAGUGUUCUUCACAGUAAUAAAGGUGAUCAGUUACCGUCUACACCUUAUGUUUGAUAAAGGCGAAGUAAUUCAACAAAAGAUCUCAAGAAAAAAUGGAAGGCAAUGUAAAGAUGCAGAGGUCCCAAAAGGAAACACAGUUCAGCCCUCAAAUCGUAGCAAUAACACCAGGGAUAAUGAUGUUAUCAGUCAGACCAACCAAAAUGACUCUACCCAAACAAUUCAUGACAGUUCAAGGGUACAGGCUCUGCACUCCCAGAACUCACCUGGCAUAAUGGAGCUGCCAACACGGGAAACUAUUGAAGAUCUCAGAGGAGUUAUGGUAUUAGAAGACCAGGCUGCACCACCCGUUUCAUCUACCUCACCCUGUAUCAAAGCAGAUACAUUACCUGUUUCUACAGCCUCCGGUUCAGGUGCCACCACAUCAGCAAUAGUGACGAAACCAGCUGCUAUGGAAACACUGUCUGGUAAUGGAAUAAAUGAAAAAGGAGGGAAUGGACGGCCAUGUGGACAGCAUGGAUCCCAAGAUAUUCUUGUGGACAGAGAUGUAGCUAAAAACUUCUCCAAUAUUUCUUCAUCACAAGGUGAUAUUUUAAGGACUGGAGUUUCUUCAGAGCCAUGGGACAGUGAAAAUUCAGUUAUUUCAGACCAUUUGAGUAAUCCUAAAAGCUACAAAAGAGAGAAAUUGCCAGAUGGAUCACCACAGGCAGGCUUUACCAGUAACUGCCCACAGUGCAAUGCCAUUGCAGCCAAAGAUCCCAAGCACGUGGAAAAUUCUUGCAAUGCUGGUGAUACCCAUGAGGACCUUGACUGCUCAGACAGUGAGACUGCUGUUGCAGUUGUGGACAACUCUCUUCCUGGCGACCAGCUAUGUGAACCCAUUAAAAUUGUCAUCACAAUGAGUACUACACCAAACACCACCCUCAGUGACCUAGCAGGCUCUGUCCACUUAAAGGCUCUGGGAACUGAGAGAACGAGCUCAGCCCUUGAGUCUGGUGUAGUUACAGCAGGUUGGCCAAGUCGGCAAACUAAUGAACAGCUCAGAAUCCCCGUUAUCACUUUUGACUUGUCUGAUGACAGUAAAGGUAAGGCUUGCCCAGAAGUUAGUGAAAGUGAAAGAACUCCAGAAAUUUUAAAGGCAGAGCUGUUGUCCAACCACUGCUCUGGCUAUGAAUCGGGUGAUGCAGUGAAGGAACACAGCAAUCCAGCAAAUACUCCUUUAGAAACUAACACUUGUUCAGAUCCAAAUCAGGAUAAUGCUUCUGAAAAUGUGCAGACCGUGGAUUUAACUUCUAAGGAAGACCUGCAGAACCUAGACCCGCAGUCCUGUAGAACUGCUCAUGAAAAGAGACAUAUGCGGGUGCUGAGUGUAGACAGUGGGACAGAUGUGCUUUUAAGUAAGAAUUUCAUGGAGGUAUCUGACAAAGAAAAGACCUUACCAACUUCUAAAUCAGAUCUAGAAGCUAAAGAGGGACAGGUGCCCAACGAAUCUAACUUUCUAGAGUUUGUCUCCCUCCUGGAAUCCAUUAAUACCUCAAAGAUGAAGGCAUCUAAUCAAUCCACUGUCAAAAUGGAGACAACGAAGGAAAAUGGGCUUGUUGGAGAUAGCCAGAUGACGGAGAGAAAAGAAGAAAUGGUGGGAACAGAAAAGCACUGUGAGCAACUUCCUAAACAGGAAAGAUCAGACGUACAAAGCCAAGAUCGUGCUAGUACUAGUCCGGGGCUACCAGAGUCUGCCAAAUUUGCAGCACUUUACCAGGGCAACAGGCAAAGGCAGAUAAUCUACCGGGUAACUUCUCAGCAAGACAGUUCUGUCUUGCAAGUAAUAAGUGGACCUGAGGCGUCUGUGCAAGAUGAGCUAUCCGUGGAUGCAAUGCACGUGUUCAUAGAUGAAAAUGGUGAGUUUCUGUAA